Phragmites australis (common reed) is the source of this 732-nucleotide messenger RNA. Its product is annotated as secretory carrier-associated membrane protein 4-like. Gene Ontology annotation, cellular component: recycling endosome membrane; trans-Golgi network membrane. The transcript has 8 exons. The record is from RefSeq and is a predicted model, not a curated record. Gene Ontology annotation, biological process: protein transport. The coding region runs from base 1 to 732 and encodes 243 amino acids. NCBI's taxonomy places the organism in Eukaryota, Viridiplantae, Streptophyta, Magnoliopsida, Poales, Poaceae.
AUGCCGCAGCAACCAGAGAAGAAGCGGGGUCAACGGAAGAAGGGGGAGGCGGAGAAGAAGACUCUACCACCGAAGAAGGCAAUACUUAUGGUUGAGCGGCCGUCCAGGGAGAGGAACACAAUCGAGAGAACCAUGACCACCCCGCGCGAUCAGCCAACGACCGCGCGACCAGCCAGUGACCACGCAACUAGGCUCUCCGACCAAGCUCCGCAUCCAGUCUUCUCUGGUCACGAGACAGCAUCCACGCCCAACUCCAUUCCCCCUGAACCAGUUGGUUUCUACAAUGACAUUGGUGCAUCUGUAGAUAUCCUUCUUGAUACAAAAAAGGACCUAAAGAAAAAGGAGAAAGAACUUUUGGCUAAAGAGGCCGAGAUAAACAGGAGAGAACAGGAAAUAAAAAGAAGGAAAGUUCUUGCAAGAGCUGGAGUUUUUAUAGAGCCAAAAAAUUGGCCACCAUUCUUCCCCAUCAUCCAUGUUGACAUCUCAAACGAUAUACCUGUGCACUUGCAGAGAAUUCAGUAUGUUGCUUUUGCAUCAUUCCUAGGGUUGGUCAUAUGUCUCUUCUGGAACAUCAUAUGUACAAUUGCUGCUUGGAUUGCAGGGGCAAAUCCUAGGAUCCGGUUUUUGGCCAUCAUAUACUUCAUUACUGGAUGCCCAGGUGCCAACUAUUUAUGGUACCGACCUCGUUAUCGUGCUAUGAGGUACUAUAAUCGUGCUGAUCCUCUAAAUUAA